AUGUUUAUUUUUGCUGUGCUCAUUAAAAAGCUACGGGUGGCUGAAUGUCCUACCAUAAAAGCUGCACUUAGACACGCUUUUCUACGUGCCACCUUAGGGAAUUUUUACUAUAGUAUGUUUUUACAUAUUUCACAGAUAUGGGGAAGGGCGCCCCCAGGUUUUGUAGAGGUUUCCACGGAUGUGCCGAGAUCUGCAGCGGCGCUGGUGGGUUCUUCCGAGAUAUAUAACUUCUGUGGCAUUGAGUUGCAUGGAAGUAAAUGGUUCUGCGGCGUUGGAUUUUUCAGCGGAAUUCGCGCCAUUGAUGGAGUCUCCAAUAAUUUUUAA
Macrosiphum euphorbiae (potato aphid) is the source of this 324-nucleotide messenger RNA. The record is from the annotation of a GenBank genome assembly. Lineage: Eukaryota; Metazoa; Arthropoda; Insecta; Hemiptera; Aphididae.